Molecule: messenger RNA, 1035 nt
Organism: Myotis lucifugus (little brown bat)
Lineage: Eukaryota; Metazoa; Chordata; Mammalia; Chiroptera; Vespertilionidae
Product: septin-11
Exons: 5
Coding region: 178-951 (257 amino acids)
Biological process (GO): cytoskeleton-dependent cytokinesis
Cellular component (GO): septin complex; cell division site; septin ring
Molecular function (GO): GTPase activity; molecular adaptor activity; GTP binding
Source: RefSeq, a predicted model, not a curated record
AGGGGCGGCGGCGUGCAGGGAGCAGACGCCGCUGGCCGCGCGCGGGAGCCGGGCGCGAGCAGAGCGCAGCCGCGAGGGAGGCGCGGGGGAGGCGAGCGGGAGCCGGAGCCGGAGCCGAGCAGCAGCCAGUGUUGGCGGGGAGCAGCCGGGCGCAGCCGGAGCCAGGGCGCAGCCGCGAUGGCCGUGGCCGUGGGGAGACCGUCUAAUGAAGAGCUCCGAAACUUGUCCCUCUCUGGCCAUGUUGGAUUUGACAGUCUUCCUGACCAGCUGGUCAACAAGUCGACUUCUCAAGGGUUCUGUUUCAACAUCCUGUGUGUUGGUGAGACGGGCAUCGGCAAGUCCACGCUAAUGGACACUUUAUUCAACACCAAAUUUGAAAGCGACCCCGCCACUCACAAUGAACCAGGCGUCCGGUUAAAAGCCAGAAGUUAUGAGCUUCAGGAAAGCAACGUCCGGCUGAAAUUAACCAUCGUGGACACUGUGGGCUUUGGAGACCAGAUAAAUAAAGAUGACAGCUACAAGCCCAUCGUGGAAUAUAUCGAUGCCCAGUUUGAGGCCUACUUACAAGAGGAAUUGAAGAUCAAGCGGUCUCUCUUCAACUACCACGACACCAGGAUCCACGCGUGCCUCUACUUCAUCGCCCCUACUGGGCACUCCCUGAAGUCCCUGGACCUGGUCACCAUGAAGAAGCUGGACAGUAAGGUGAACAUCAUCCCAAUAAUUGCAAAAGCUGACACCAUCGCCAAGAACGAAUUGCACAAAUUCAAGAGUAAGAUCAUGAGUGAACUGGUCAGCAACGGAGUCCAGAUCUAUCAGUUUCCCACAGAUGAAGAAACGGUGGCAGAGAUCAAUGCGACCAUGAGUGUAAGUCCUCAAGUGAGAAAGGACCAGGCAGUGAUGCUCCAGCAGGCUUUUCUUCGCAUCAGCAUGGCAGAGCGACGAGGGCACUAGACUGGGAACUUGAUGUCUUCAGAGUGGCCUAGCUCUGCCACUAGUUCCAGUCAUUUAGCCACUGUGCGACUGGUUCUCCCAUCU